This is a messenger RNA of Arabidopsis arenosa, 2200 nucleotides long. The record is from the annotation of a GenBank genome assembly. Lineage: Eukaryota; Viridiplantae; Streptophyta; Magnoliopsida; Brassicales; Brassicaceae.
CAAAUACAAACCAAACCAACUAAAACUGAUAAAACAAACGUUGACUUUUGACUAACCACCGUCCUCCGCCGCAUCAACCACCGUAAAUCAUGAUCGCCGUUUACUCUCUCGUCUUCUUCUUCCUCUUAAUCACCUCUGUUUAUUCCAAAGUCACAAUUUCAAUCUCUCCUCAAACCUUAAACCGAACCGGCGACAUAGUCGUGAUCAAAUGGUCCGGCGUCGAAUCACCGUCCGAUCUCGAUUGGUUAGGAAUCUACUCACCACCGGACUCUCCUCACGAUCACUUCAUCGGCUACAAAAUCCUCUCCGAUUCACCCAAUUGGAAAUCCGGGUCGGGUUCAAUUUCACUUCCCUUAACCAAUCUCCGAUCAAAUUACACUUUCCGGAUCUUCCGUUGGACCCAAUCCGAAAUCAACCCGAAACACCAAGACCAUGAUCACAAUCCUUUACCCGGAACUCGACAUCUAUUAACCGAAUCAAACCAGUUAAAUUUCCGGUUCGCCGUUAACCGACCGGAGCAGAUUCAUUUAAGUUACACAGAUAAUAUCAACGAGAUGAGAGUGAUGUUCGUAACCGGAGAUGGAGAAGAACGAUUUGCUCGAUACGGCGAGGUUAAAGAGAAACUCGAUAACAUCGCGGUGGCGCGUGGAGUUAGGUAUGAGAGAGAACAUAUGUGUCACGCGCCGGCGAAUUCUACAAUCGGAUGGAGAGAUCCAGGUUGGAUAUUUGAUUCCGUGAUGAAGAAUCUGAAACAAGGGCUUAAGUAUUAUUAUCAGGUUGGAAGUGAUUUGAAAGGAUGGAGUGAGAUUCAUAGUUUUGUUUCAAGAAAUGAGAAUUCAGAAGAAACAUUAGCUUUCAUGUUUGGAGAUAUGGGAUGUUCUACACCUUAUAGAACAUUUAUCCGUGGAGAAGAAGAAAGUUUAUCAACUGUCAAAUGGAUUUUAAGAGACAUUGAAGCUUUAGGUGAUGAUAAGCCUGCGAUUGUAUCACACAUCGGAGAUAUAAGUUACGCGCGAGGUUACUCGUGGAUUUGGGAUGAGUUCUUUGCUCAGAUUGAGCCUAUUGCUUCUAGAGUGCCUUACCAUGUUUGUAUUGGUAACCAUGAGUAUGAUUGGCCUAUGCAGCCUUGGAAGCCAGAUUGGGCUGCUUAUGUUUAUGGUAAAGAUAGUGGUGGUGAAUGUGGUGUACCGUAUAGUGUUAAGUUUAACAUGCCUGGUAAUUCAUCAGAAGCUACGGGUAUGGUUAAGGGACCUCAAAGUCGGAACCUUUACUAUUCUUAUGAUAUGGGUUCGGUUCAUUUCGUUUAUAUUUCGACAGAGACGGAUUUUCUUAAAGGAGGGAAGCAGUAUAGUUUUUUGAAGAGUGAUUUAGAGUCUGUUAAUAGGAGCAAGACACCGUUUGUUGUUGUACAAGGGCAUAGACCGAUGUACACUACAAGUAGGAAGAUAAGAGACGCUGCGAUAAGACAGAGGAUGAUCGAGCAUUUGGAACCGUUGUUUGUGAAGAACAAUGUGACUGUUGCUUUAUGGGGACAUGUACAUAGAUACGAAAGGUUUUGCCCGAUUAGUAACAAUACUUGUGGUGAACGUUGGCAAGGAAACCCUGUUCAUCUUGUGAUUGGUAUGGCUGGAAAAGACACACAGCCUAUUUGGGAACCGAGACCUAAUCACCAGGAUGUCCCGAUCUUUCCUCAGCCUGCUAACUCAAUGUACCGCGGAGGCGAGUUUGGGUACACUCGUUUGGUUGCUAAUAAAGAAAGACUCACUCUUUCGUAUGUGGGAAACCACGACGGAGAAGUUCAUGAUGUUGUUGAGAUUUUGGCUUCAGGGGAAGUUAUUAGCGGUAGUGAUGAUGGUAAAGACUCAAACUUUGGAUCUGAAUCUGACUUUGCAGUCUUGUGGUACAUUGAAGGAGCAAGUGUGAUGGUUGUGGGAGUGAUUUUGGGGUAUUUUGUCGGUUUUUUUAGUCGUAAAAAGAAAGAAUCAGGAGUUGGAUCAUCUAAUGGUAGUUGGAUCCAAGUGAAAAACGAGGAGACAUGAUUCAACUGAUUUGUUGUUGUUUGUUUUGUUUCCCACACAGAUUUGUAUAUCAUUCUUAUCUUACCAGGGACCAUCGAAAAGAUUUGUAUAGUGUUAAUUUGUGAUCUUGCUUUCAGUAUGUUAGUGUUCGUAUUUCUUUCAAAUAGAAAAUUUCUUUUAUU